GGAUUGAACAGACAACAGCUGAGAAGUCUGGGGAUGAUGAUGAUGGCGGAGUUGGUGCAGGGACAGGCCGUGGCUCAGCCCGGAAUGAAAGCUGACGGCUUCGCCGACGCUUUACAUCGGGCUAGACAGAUGGCAGUAAAAAUGGGGAGUGAUCAGAUGUCCCACCUAAACAGUUCACCCCCUGGUGUGGACCCAUCCAUGUAUGGCUACGGGGGCCAAAAGCGUCCGGUGGAAGACGGAGUGGGUAACCAGCUAGGAGCUAUGGUACAUCAAAGGGCUGUUAUGACAGAAGACUUUAAAGUGCCUGACAGAAUGGUUGGAUUCAUCAUUGGCAGAGGAGGGGAACAAAUUACAAGAAUCCAGUUGGAGUCUGGGUGCAAGAUUCAAAUUGCAUCAGAGAGCGGCGGCAUGAUGGACAGAGCCUGCUCCCUCACUGGAACCCCAGAAAGCAUUGAGCAGGCCAAGAGAAUGCUUGGGCAAAUUGUGGACCGCUGUAGGAAUGGCCCUGGGUUUCACAACGAGACAGAAGGCAAUAGCUCAGUCCAGGAGAUGCUCAUCCCAGCCAGCAAAGUAGGCCUUGUCAUCGGGAGGGGUGGGGAUACCAUUAAACAACUGCAGGAGAGAAUAGGAGUGAAGAUGAUGAUGAUUCAAGAUGGCCCCAUGCCCACCGGGGCGGACAAACCCCUAAGAAUCACCGGGGAUCCUUACAAAGUCCAGCAAGCGCGGGAGUUGGUGAUUGAGAUCAUCCGUGACAAAGACCAGGGAGACUUCCGCAGCGGCCGAAAUGACUUUGCAUCACGAUUGGGCGGAAGCACUUUGGAUGUGGCUGUGCCGCGAUUUGCUGUGGGGAUUGUCAUCGGCAGGAGUGGGGAGAUGAUCAAGAAGAUCCAGGGGGAUUCUGGAGUGAGGAUCCAAUUUAAACCAGAUGACGGCAUCAGCCCUGAGCGCAUUGCCCAAGUGAUGGGACAACCAGACCGAUGUCAGCACGCUGUCCAUCUCAUCAACGACCUCAUCCAAACAGCACAGGAGCGUGAUGGCUUCGGGGGCUCCGGAGGACCAAGAGGAAGGGGAAGAGGCCGCGGAGACUGGGGCAUGGGCUCCCCUGGGGGUUUGCAGGAGGUCACCUACACGAUACCGGCUGACAAGUGUGGCUUAGUAAUCGGCAAAGGCGGAGAUACCAUCAAGAACAUCAACCAGCAGUCUGGAGCCCAUGUGGAACUGCAGAGGAACCCCCCUCCCAACACCGACCCCAAUGUUCGUAUCUUCUCUAUCCGAGGCACCCCGCAGCAGAUGGAGCUAGCGCGCCAGCUCAUUGACGAUAAGAUCGGAGGCUCAGGAAUAGUAAGCAAUGGUGGCUUUGGCUUUAGCCCUUUCACUCAAGGCCCUGCAACUCAUCAAAAUUGUGGCAGUGGAGCCCAAACCUUUAUGACCGGAGGUUGGGGGACUGCCUAUCAAACAUGGCAGCCUCAAGGACAGCAGGAUCCUAGUCACAACGGAUCCCAGGCUGGCCAGAUGGACUACUCUAAGGCAUGGGAGCAGUAUUAUAAAAAGCUAGGUCAGACAACUCCGCAGCAGAGCUCACUCCCUGAGUACAGUGCAGCUGUGGCAGAGUAUUACAGGCAGCAAGGAGCAUACCUCUGGCCGGGUGCACAGUCAACCCAGGGCCCAGGUCUUCAGGAGCAUUAGAGUUGACACCCAUCUAAUGAAGAUUUUGGAAUCAUUGAGACGAAAACAGAACUAUUAACAGUACUAUUGAGGUUUCUAAAAUAUAUUUUCAACACUUUGCGGCUUACCUUUCCUUUUUUGUAAUGCACUCGCUGUAGAAUAAUUUAAAAUAACAAUGAAUCAAGUUUUUUUUGUUUUUUUUUGUUUGUUUUUUAACUGAUAUUUUACUGGGCAAUUUUGGGAUACACUCUGGUCUUGAGAAUAACUUUUUUUAUCAGACUUGAACUUAAUGUGCCGUGGCUUUGAACAAAAUGCAGUAUAAUCUAUUUUGUUUAGUAUUUUUUGCAAUAAAAUGGUAUUGGCUUAGCAGUCUUGAGGACUGAGUUUAAUGACAGUUUUUUUUUGUUUUUGUGAAAGAUAAUGUUUUAAGCAUGUGUUUGGCUCUGUGAUUUGUGUUUUUAUGUAGAACACUUUUAAUGUUGAGCGAUUGAAAUUUAAUGUAUUAUUGUUGAAAAAAGGUUUUCUUUUGUACUAAAUUCUUGGUAUGGUGUCAGUAAUUUCUUAUUUAAUCUUGUUAUUCUGUGUCAUUGUCUUUUUGUUUAGUUUUCUGUUCAGGGAGGUGCAAUAUCUCAUUUCGGUUUUGAGACAAUUAUGUUGGCAAAUAUUAGUUCUUAUUCCUAUAUUAGAAAUCUUAGUUUUAAGCCUAUGUGUAAUAAAUGCUUUUCAAAAUGAUCUGAGUGGGGAUAUUAUUAUGAGUUUGAUUUAAUCUUGUUAUGUAUGUAUCCUCCUGUACAUGGGUAUUUAAGUAUAUUUGUUGAAUAAGAAUUAUUUGUGUACAUUUCAAAUGAAUGCUCUCCCAAUUUUAUGUAUUCACUGCUCAAAUAUGAUAAAUGUUAUUUCGAAAUUUGAUGUUGCAUCUCUCACCAAGUGCAAAUGUAUACCCAGUAUAUGUGUUCUGUGCUCAAGAUUGCUAAGCCUCUGUUUCAUUCUGUUUAAAAUGCUUGUUUUUGUGUGGCAAAUGUGUUUUUUUGGUACCCCCUUUCCUUCCACAUCCCAACCAGUACACUCUGUUACUCGCGAACAUUGUCUUUGUGUGAGCAAGAAUGUAUGCUAUGAUUUGUUACAUGAUUACAUGAUCUGCUAUAUUUUCUAAUGACAAGACAUACUGUAACCUCAGAUUUUUAGGAAAUUUUUCUCAUGUGCACAGAUAACCAUGUAUUUAAAAGUCAAGUAAAUGUUUUGUUUCUGGGGCAGUUGAUACCAUUUGGGCUAUUGUAAAGCACAUUCCUGUUUUGAAAUGUUUGCUGCCUUUUCAAUGGCAAAUUAGCUUCACUGCAGAGUUACCCAGAGAGCCAUAUCACUGGACUAACAAGUUCAUUUUUCUGUAGCAUACAGUGGGAUUUAGAUACCUUAAGUGUAAAGUUUUAUAUGCCAUAAACAUGAAUAGAGGCAAUAUAUAUAUUCUCACUAGUUCAUUUCUAUUCUUUCUUUACUGUUUGACUCAAAGUAAUUUGCCACAAUUGCUUUUGUGGUGAAAAUAUAGAAUCUUUAUUUUUGUACUGUUAAAAAGUUAACUGCACCGGUCUGAAGUAUAAUGAUUUGUCAAUCUCCCUACCAGUUUUGCUGUGUACCCUGCUUCAAUUAAAAUCUAAACUAAAAGAUUAA
Esox lucius (northern pike) is the source of this 3330-nucleotide messenger RNA. RefSeq names its product far upstream element-binding protein 3. Gene Ontology annotation, molecular function: mRNA binding. The coding region runs from base 34 to 1686 and encodes 550 amino acids. Gene Ontology annotation, cellular component: nucleus; cytoplasm. The record is from RefSeq and is a predicted model, not a curated record. The transcript is spliced from 18 exons. Gene Ontology annotation, biological process: regulation of gene expression. NCBI's taxonomy places the organism in Eukaryota, Metazoa, Chordata, Actinopteri, Esociformes, Esocidae.